This is a messenger RNA of Syzygium oleosum, 627 nucleotides long. RefSeq names its product RING-H2 finger protein ATL74-like. Lineage: Eukaryota; Viridiplantae; Streptophyta; Magnoliopsida; Myrtales; Myrtaceae. Bases 1 to 627 code for a protein of 208 amino acids. The transcript has a single exon. The record is from RefSeq and is a predicted model, not a curated record.
AUGACGGUCCUCGUACUAAUAAUCCUCCUGUUCGCGGGUAUUGUGAUCCUGGUCUUGUUCCAUGUGUGCAUAAUCGAGUGGGGCUUCAGAGCGAGCGGACUCCACCGUGCCGGUCAAGCUGCCAACGAUGCUCUUGCUGAUCGAGCCGGGGCGGGGAACACGAGCAUGUCCAUCGACGAUGUAGAGAAGCUUCCCUGCUUUGACUUCGAGGCCAAACAUUACGAUCAAGACCACGAGGGGACAAUCACCAUGACCAUUGCUGCUAGUCCUGUGAGCUGUGUGGUCUGUUUGGAGGAGUUCAAGAUCGGCGACAAGUGCCGGCUAUUGCCGAUCUGCAGGCACAGCUUCCACGCGGAGUGCGUAGAUGCUUGGCUCUUGAAGAUGGCCAGUUGCCCGAUUUGCCGGAGCCGUGCCAAUUCUAGCCGAUCGCUAGAUGAGGGAAGCAGUAGCGGGUGCGGGCCUGGUGGCAGUAGUCAUUUCAACGACGAUGUUAGCACGGGAAUCGCAGGGAGUCAGAUGGACUCGAGUGAUGUUAGCAGGAGUGAAUCAAGAGAGAGAGGAGAUCAAAUUGGUGAUGUGAGAGUAGAGAUUGAAGAUCUCCAAACAAUACCACAGCCUAAUGUGUGA